Molecule: messenger RNA, 4013 nt
Organism: Cyanistes caeruleus (blue tit)
Lineage: Eukaryota; Metazoa; Chordata; Aves; Passeriformes; Paridae
Gene: SNORC
Product: secondary ossification center associated regulator of chondrocyte maturation
Biological process (GO): cartilage development
Cellular component (GO): cell periphery
Source: RefSeq, a predicted model, not a curated record
AAAGCUUUAAUUUUCCUCCACGGUAUGUAGAGAAACGUGUGCAUUCAUGCUGGUGCUGUUUAUGCAGGGGAGAUCAAGCCAUGGCUGGUUUGCUCUUAACACAAACACUUGGCCACAGAGCCUCCUUUGCCAGUCUGUGCCCACCCCAUGCACUUCAGUGCACUGCCCUAAAUAAGAGGUUUUAUUUCUCCCCUCAGCCUGAAGUCCACAGGGAUACCUUGUAGGUUUCUCUUUUUAGAGUUAUUUUCCUUUUUUUCUACUUGUUUUUGUGUGGAAAAUCCCAGUAAAGGUAAUGGUAAAUGUCCUGCCAUUCACAUGACCAUGGAGAAUAAUUAUGCUGAGGCCUAACUUACACAGUAGCCUUGCACAAUGUCUGAUGUAUGAGAGAACAGUUUGUGUUUAGGCUGAUAACCUGACUUUGUUUUAAUAUCUUCUCUUUUUAGCAUAUAAGGUGUGUGGUUCAUAAGUGCUUUCUGUUUUUUUACUGGUAUGAUCUAAUUUCUACAAGCUAAUUUUGGACUGCUCUACACUAUGUUACAAGUAACAAAAGCCUGUUAGUUUGGAGCUCUGCUGGGAAGCAGGAAAGGAACAGCUCUUCUAUUGCUAAAUGAAAAUGCAGAAACGCAAGCAGGGAAAAUGUAUGAUAAUUUGUCAGACCUUGAGGACUUCACUUGGCUCCUGAGAAUUUGUAGAUAAUGGCUCAGUGGGGAAGAAAUACUGUUCUUAAUGCUGAAAUACUCUGGUUUCUGUGUUUAGUACUAAGGUAAGGUGGUGGCAUGUACAGAUUGUGUGCCCAGGUGAUUGCCUUGUCACCUCCUGUGACAAACAGAGCACUUUUUCUGUAGCAAGUCAUUUGGAUCAGUAGGGAUGGGGAGAAUAGGGACUCCAAGAAACAAAGCGAUCGCUGCAGAAAAAUCUGAAUCUGAAAUUUAAGACAAAACUACUUGUGUCAUACUUUCAGAGCAUAAAGAACUGACAUUGGAGGUGUUUAUGUAUUCAUUACAUGAUGGGAAACCAUAAAGUAUUCAUCAUCAUAUCAGCUCCAGAACACUAAUGAAAUUUCUUCUGUGACAAUCAGCUGGAGUGUUCCCCUUUUUAUACACCUUUCCCCAUUCUUUGUUGCUGCAAAUAUGAUUUGAAACAAACCUGGGUUUUCCAUGUUGUGAACUGCCGUGAGCCCCCGACGCAGGCAGGGACAGAGUGGCAGAGGCUGGUGGGAGGAGGUGGUGCCUGAGCAGUUGGGAUUUGAGGAGGAUGCCAUUGCCUGCCAAAGGCAACUCUCCUGGAGCACUUGACAGCAGUUCUGAGACCACCCAUGGCUCCCAGGCUAGCUCUUGAAAUUUCUGAGUUGUUUUGUGCUUUGAAGAGUUUUAAGGAUUCCUGCUGAUGCUUUUCCUGAGGGAAGCCAUGCCCUACCACAGAGUCCUUCACCUGGUCCUGCUAAUGCUGUGCAGCAUCCUGGUCCCUGCUGUGCUGGCAGCAGAGUACCCGCAGGACCCGGUUCCCACCCUCUGGAACGAGCCACCCGAGCUGCCCUCCGGAGCCGGUCCCUUCGACGCUGCCACCAACCCCGCCCGGCUGUCGGACGCCACUGCCUUCCCCCCGUACACCUCGGAGCUGGAGCCCGAGGACACCACCCAGCUGCACCGGCUGGACGCCGGGGACGGCUCGCUGGGGCCUGGAGCUAUUGGUGCCAUUGUCAUCGCCUCCCUCCUGGGUACAUCUGUGCUUGUGGCCUUGGUCAUCAUCACACUGAGAAAGUUCUCGGCCUCCUGAACUCAAUAAAAGAUUUUUCUGUUAACACAACUGGUCUGUCUCUAGCCAUAAACUGCUCCUGAACUGUCUGCCUGGGGCCCUGGGGGGAAUAGUGCCAUGGAUAACAGGAAAAGCACUGCAGGCCCUGUGCUGGGCAGCCAGGCUGCAUCAAGUUCUCACUGCCCUUGGUUCGUGUGUGUGUUUAUCUCCUGGUGAUACAGACAUGGCAGGGCCUGUCAACCCCACGCAGGAGGAACCUGUGGCAGUGUGUGGCUUUGAGCUGGGAGCUCAGAAGGGCCUUUCUGGGUCUAGUCUAGGUGAUGGUAACAGUGUUGGGCAUCUCCCUGCACAACUUUCCUAGGGAAGGGUUGUUCAUGUGCAACCCCAUUUUCACCCACUGCAUUUGGGCCAGUUGCACAGGAGGGUACUGGGGAAGAGACAAGUGAUCAGUCCAGGGGAGGAAGGAGACACACAAGUGUUUUGGCGCUGGCUUGCUCAGCUACAUUUUAUCACAGAUAAACGAGACAACAAGAAGUUCCCCUCAGUUUGCUGAGGCAGCCUGGCAAGGGCUGUGGGGCUUCAGCCCAUACUUGUGGGCCCCAGGCCUGGCCCUGUACAACACUGGAGACCACUGAGAUGGAGGCGUGCAGGGCUGGGUCUGAGGAAAUAACACUGGAUGCCAUUCAGCACUUGAAAAUGGCACAGCCUGUGCCUGGGGUCUGGAGUCCUAUGGAAUUGCAAUGGAGCAGGAGGGGCUGGAACAAUCCCAGGGCUUGGUGGGGAGUGAUGGAACAGAGCACAGCAGCACUGAGCCGUUCUCCCUGGAGCAGUGCAGUGAGGAACUGGCAUCCUAGCACUGGGGAACUGGUGAAACAUCUGAUGGGAGCAUUUCUGUGCUGCGAGAAACAUGCCAGGCAGGCACAUGGGGCUGCAGGCCCUGUGCUGGACUGGGCUGGCUGCUGGGCUGCAAAGCUGGAUGAUGCGAGAUGUAGCGGCUUCUCAGGUAAUUUUAAGAAAUUCCUAGAGCUGGAGCUCCUCUGGGGUUUGCACUAGUGAAUUUGCGGCUGUUGCAAAGUUUGGAUCCUGAGCUGGAAGUUUGGUUGUCUCAGAAAGCACACUGUGGAGUGCUGCCGGAGGGACCUGGCUUGGGGAGUCCUCAUUAAAUCUGCCCAAUGCACCAGAUUGGAGGCUGCAAGUCCUUCCUGGCCCAGCUCUGGGGCUGGGCAGUGACUGGGAAUUACUGGCUAGUAUAAACUUCCCACAGGUGCCCAAGGCAGCACAGUCCUGCUGGCUGUUGUCACAUGCUUAAUAUGGUGGCACUAAUCUGUGCCUGAGUGAAGAAUGCCUUCUGUCCCCUUUCAGUGCUGUGGCUCCCACCACUUUGGUCCUGGGUGCUGGCUCUGGGCUGGCUGUCCCAGGGCUGUGGUUUCAGUAGGGACAGCCCUGGAAUUCAUCUCAGCUGUUUUGGGCCUCACACUGCACACUCCAUGUGUCCAAAGAGCAGUUCUGCAGCCUUCCUUCCAAGCAUCCUGCUUUCUCCCCACAUUCCUGCUGGCAUAGCUGUGCUCCUCCGUCCAUGCCCAUGGCUACUGCGUGGCUCCAUCGGCAGCUGCUCUCUGUCCCCUUUCUGAGCACAACUGUGGCACGGCCAGAGCAUACAUCAGCACAGGCUACAAUGCCUGGAAGACAAUCCUUUGCUGUGUUACAGGAAGGUGCUAAAUAAUUGAUUUUCCUCAUGGAUGCUGGGCCCAGCUUGAGGGCUGAGAGGCCCUCAGCCACGUGUGGGACUGUUGAACAAGGGGUGGCUGCCGUGGGUCUGUUCCCCAGGCUGCUCUCAGUGCUGUGCCUGGGGCUUCAUGCGUUGAUGAGCUGGCUCUGUUGGCCACAGGACUUGCAUAUUUACACGGAGGUGAGCCUGUACAGGGAGGCUGAUGGGGGUGGGUUAAAAGCAUGCAGGCAGUGGUUGUUGGGCCUCCCAGAGCACGCAGGACAGCAGCUCCCAGGUAAGGUCACUCACCUGCUGUGUGGCACCUGGGGCUGCUGGUGCUCCCGUAGCUCAUGUGGUGUGUGAGAUGGCCCUGGCACAGCCACCCCUGCUUUGGCCUUGGCAGCAGGGAGUAGCAAAGACCACAAGAGCACGAUCAACCAGGAAAGACCAUGAUGCAGGGGUUCUGCAGUGGCCCUACAGAAGAAGGUGGGCUGUGGAAGAGGGGGCUGAGCCAUGGUCCUGGGCCCAGAUGUGCUUCGAGGUUGUCAGG